Messenger RNA from Melanotaenia boesemani (Boeseman's rainbowfish), 2463 nucleotides. RefSeq names its product retinol binding protein 3 (gene rbp3). Gene Ontology annotation, molecular function: serine-type peptidase activity; retinol binding. The transcript has 4 exons. Gene Ontology annotation, biological process: proteolysis. The coding region runs from base 102 to 1955 and encodes 617 amino acids. Lineage: Eukaryota; Metazoa; Chordata; Actinopteri; Atheriniformes; Melanotaeniidae. The record is from RefSeq and is a predicted model, not a curated record.
AACAGUGCCAGUUGUGGGAGAACCUCUUUGGAGAAGGAGGUUCUGCUCGCUAACUUCCAUUUCCAGUCUGCUCAACGCUCUGUCGGACACAACUGACGAAAAUGGAAAAGAUUGGUUUUCUGCUGGCAUUUCUGCUAGUUUUGGGAAAUGUUUCCUUUAUGCAUGCCUCUUUCUCCCUCAGCCUUAUCAAAGAUCUAGCAAGCAUUGUCAUGGACAAUUACUGCACACCAGAAAAGCUGGUUGGGAUGAAAGAAGCUAUUGAAACGUCUGGCAGCAACACAGAUGUCCUCAGCAUCCCAGACGGGGAUUCACUGGCCAGUGUUCUAAGCAAUGGUUUCCAGACCACACUCAACGAUCCACGCCUGAAGGUCUCCUUUGAGCCCAACUACGUUCCUGUGGCUCCCCCGCAGAUGCCUCCUCUGCCCCCUGAGCAGCUCAUUGCCGUCCUCCAGACCUCCAUCAAACUGGACAUCCUGGAAGGCAACAUUGGUUACAUGAGGAUUGAUAACAUCCUUGGAGAGGAGGUCGCUGAGAAGGUUGGCCCUUUGCUUUUAGAUGUAGUCUGGAAUAAAAUCUUGCCCACCUCAGCUCUGAUCUUUGACUUACGAUACACUGGCAGCGGGGACAUCACAGGCAUCCCCUACAUUGUGUCUUACUUCACUGAAGCUGAGCCACUGAUUCACAUUGACACUGUUUAUGACCGUCCCUCCAACACCACCACAAAGCUGUUUUCUAUGUCAACACUGCUGGGGCAGAGAUAUGGCACAACCAAGCCCCUAAUCAUCCUUACCAGCAAAAACACAAAGGGCGUUGCUGAAGAUGUUGCCUACUGCCUCCAGAACCUGAAGAGAGCCACCGUCGUGGGUGAGAAGACUGCUGGAGGCUCCGUUAAAAUUGAUAAACUAAAAGUUGGCGACACUGAUUUCUAUGUUACUGUGCCAACUGCAAAGUCCAUCAACCCCAUCACAGGCUCUACCUGGGAAAUCACAGGUAUGACCCCAGAUGUGGAAGUCAAUGCAGAGGAUGCCCUCGCCACCGGUAUCAAGAUCAUCAACCUCCGCGCCCAAGUUCCAGCCAUAAUUGAGGAAGCAGCAGCUCUGAUUGCAAACAACUACGCCUUCGAAAGUGUUGGGGUAGAUGUUGCGGAAAAGCUGAAAGAGCACCUGGGAAAUGGUGAGUUUGGCAUGGUUCUCUCCAAGACCGGUCUGGAGACAAAGCUGACAGCUGACCUAAAGGCUCUCUCUGGAGAUGCAAGCCUCAAAACCACCAGCAACACCCCAGCUCUACCACCUGUGGAUUAUAGUCCGGAGAUGUAUAUUGCACUGAUUAAAGUCUCCUUCCACACUGAUGUGCUUGAAAAUAACAUCGGAUACCUGCGCUUUGACAUGUUUGGAGACUUUGAAGAGGUCAAGCCCAUCGCCCAGGUCAUUGUUGAACACGUCUGGAACAAAGUUAUCAAUACAGAUGCUCUGAUCAUUGACCUUAGGAACAACCUUGGUGGCCCAACAACUGCCAUUGCAGGUUUCUGCUCCUAUUUCUUUGAUGCAGACAAGCAGAUUCUGCUGGACAAGCUAUAUGACAGACCAUCUGGUUCCACCAUAGAGCUCCUAACCCUUUCUGAGCUCACAGGCACAAGGUACGGAUCCAAGAAAAGUCUUGUCAUCCUGACCAGUGGAGCUACUUCAGGUGCUGCAGAAGAGUUUGUUUACAUCAUGAAAAAGCUAGGCCGUGCUAUGAUUAUUGGAGAGACCACUGCUGGGGGUUCCCACCCACCAAAGAUCUUCCCUGUCGGAGACAGCGGCAUCUUCCUCAGCAUUCCCACAGUCCACUCAGACACAACAGCUGGGCCAGCCUGGGAGGGAGCUGGCGUUGCACCUCACAUUCCCGUCCCUGCUGACGCUGCCCUUGACACGGCCAAGAGCAUCCUCAACAAGCACUUUGCCGGCCAGCAGUAAACCAUGUCCUGAACAAACCAGGAGAGACGCCUUUUUUACUUUUGCUUUGGCAGUCAGAAGGUCUCAUGAAUCUAAGCUUGUUUAAGAGGUGAACAAUGUAGGUCUGUACAAAACAUAAUCUGUUAUUAAUUCUCCCAAACCUGAGCCUUCUUAGUGUAAUUGUAAUGUAGAGCAAAGGUUCAGCAGUUAUUCUGACUCAUGAUGGUUAGGAACGUGUGGCUCUGAAAAGCCAAUGCAAGUCUUUUGUGAAGAGAGUAUGACCAUGUCUGUGUCAAACAUAAGCAAAGCAACUUAUGAAAAUACAUGAUACUCUAAAAAGUUUGCUUUUCCUUUGAUUUUGUGGAUAGUGUGAAUAUUUGAGAAGAAAUAAGUUUGUUAAUCUGGUAUCAUCACAUAAGAUGUUCUUUUUGUGGAUGGAAAGAGCUGUAUGCCCGUGACAUUAUGUGGACCUACUUGGGUUGUAUCAAUUCCAGUGGAGAGAAAUAAUAAAAAACAACUUCAGGACACA